Diabrotica virgifera virgifera (western corn rootworm) is the source of this 6341-nucleotide messenger RNA. RefSeq names its product ARF GTPase-activating protein Git (gene Git). The transcript is spliced from 13 exons. Lineage: Eukaryota; Metazoa; Arthropoda; Insecta; Coleoptera; Chrysomelidae. Bases 124 to 2121 code for a protein of 665 amino acids. Gene Ontology annotation, biological process: regulation of ARF protein signal transduction; brain development. Gene Ontology annotation, molecular function: protein binding; GTPase activator activity. The record is from RefSeq and is a predicted model, not a curated record.
UAGUAGUUGACAUGAAAAUAAAAAUGGUGUAGUAGUCUUAUUUAUAAUUAUAUUUUUAUUGUGUUUAUUUUGUAUUUUUAUUUAGUUUUAAAUAUAUUAUCUGUUAACAGUGACAAUUUAACAAUGUCUCGUGCAAAAUCCAAGCAUAACAAUAUGGAAAUAUGCGGUGACUGCGGAGCUCUAGAAGCCACUUGGGCCUCAGUGAAUAAAGGAAUAUUAUUAUGCACUCAGUGCUGCAGCAUCCACAGAAGUUUAGGAAGACACAUCUCUCAGGUCAAGUCUAUACCAAAAAGUACAUGGCAACCAAAUCAACUCAAUAUGGUUUAUGCAUUAAAUAAUAACGGUGCGAAUAACAUUUGGGAGAAUGCUUUACUUGAAAAUGGAGGAAAAUUAAUGAAAAAGAAGCCAAAUGCUAAAGAUCCCUUAAGUGUGAAGCAGGAAUACAUUAGACAAAAACAUCUUCAGUGCACAUAUGCAUUCAGAGAAAACUAUGAAGAUGGGCUGAUAAGUGUAGAAAAUGAGCUGGGAAAACAACUCCAUGCUAGUGUACGAACUCCAAACCUGGAAACAUCAUUUAGACUACUUGCUUUAGGAGCAGACCCCAACUAUUUUCAUGAUGAAAAGGGAUCUACUCCACUUCAUGUUGCUACUAAAUCUGAUCAGAAACUACAAGUGGAAUUAUUGUUAGUGUAUGGAGCUGAUCCAUCUUGCCCUGACAGUCAAGGAAAAACGCCUAUCGAUUAUGCGAGAGCCCUAACCAAUAAAGACUUAAUAAAUCGACUCACAGACAGCCAAUAUGAAGUCACUGAUACCUUCAGUUAUUACUUAUCACUUAGGAAGCCAGAUCACACAAAUGGAAUCCAUUUUUAUAUACCACAGACUGGAUUUAAAUCAAAUUCACAAUCACUGACCAAACUACAAAAGUUAAGCAAUCACGUUUUUGAAGAACUAGCUAUGGAUGUAUAUGAUGAAGUAGAUAGGAGGGAGACAGAAGCAAUUUGGCUCAGCUGUGCUGACACUACAGACCUUAAUGACGUCCCUUUUCUACCAGUCGACAACACGUUAUCUACUACACGAAACCAAGGAAGACAAAAACUGGCUAGAUUUUCGACUCCCGAGCUUAAAAGUUUGGUAUACGAUAUUUUAGUUGAUACGCAGAGACGACAGAUGGUAUCUGAUAAAAGUAAUAUCUCACAACUGCGGGAAGUGUCAACUGUAGACGAAGAUCCUCUGUAUGACUCUGUAGCUUCUGAUGAUGAUUAUGCUGUUAUUCCCGAUGAAGAGUCUCCAAGAUCAGACAAACCUCCGACCAGCAACAGCGACAAAGACAGUAUAGUAUCUCUAGAUAGUAUUAGCAAAACGAAUAAAGUCCUGGAACAGCUUACGAAGCAGCUGAAGAACUCUGAUAAUACCAUCACAGAUCUUCGAGCCGAAGUAAUGAAGUUGAGGCAGUGUGUAAAAGUGUUGCAAACGGAAAAUACGGAUCUUAGGAGUAGAUUGUCUGAAGGUAAAUUGACGUCCAGAACGAAUGGAGAUAGCGGAUUUGAUUCAUUGGAGUUUAUUUCAGAGGUUCAAGGAAGUGACGAGACAGUUAGUAAUGGUGUAUCUGCUGAUGAAAUAGAUUUUAGAAGAAGCAAGCGCAUUCAAAGACCAACUAGUAUGUACGAAACAAGAGAAGGAAUCGGGAAAGUGCCAAAUUGGCAAGCAAUGAAGAACCAAAUGAAACACGGUGACGCUAGAGGUACCCAAAGCCUUUAUUCAUCGCCACAGAACCGAGAGACGAUUUUAAAGUGUACCGAACAAAUCACAUGGACUAUUCAACAUUUGUGUAAAGCCAUUCAAGAACCCGAUAAAGAAGAAUGUGUGUCAAGUGCCGAAAAAGUUAAAGUGUCCGUGUGUAGGUUAGCUUCAUUCUUGCCAAAGGAACAAGAAGCAGAUCGACUGAAACUGAUGGUAGAGUUAGUGUCAAGACUUCAUCCCGAAUGCUCAGCCCUACAAACCUCCAAUCAGAAUAACGACACCAAAUCUCUUGAACUCCAUUUCGGAAAUAUCAGGGAAAUCGCCUUCCAUCUUGCCAAAUUUACUAAAGACAUAGUGACCAAAUAUUCUUCUAAUCACUAGCCCUUUAUUAUAUUUAUUUUUGAUUAGUACUGGUCGAGAUUUAAAUAUUUUUAUUCGUAUGACUAUUAGGCGAAAAAAAAACCAAGUAUUUUGUUUUAUAUUUUAUAUAAUAACGACUGCCAUAAGUGCCUAUCGUGUAAGUACUAAAUUUAAAUCUAAUACUGUUAACAAAAAAAAAGUAUUUAUUCUAUUUUUCAACGUACUCUAAAGCAUAGUGUGGUAGGUUUAGAACUUUUUUAAGGGGAAUCAGAGAAUAAUAACUACAGCAGCAUAAUUCAUCACACAUAUUUUGCAAUGGUUAAUAGAUCUGAGGUUCAAUUAAAUUUUUAUACCUGAAAAACUGCUUCAAAUUCAUCCCCAUUGUAAUCGAAAAUAUUUUCUCUUCAUAUAGAAUGAAUUUUUCAAUUUGAAAAAUAAUCAUCAAUAUCUGAGUGCGUGUAACUAUCGUAUCAUGCUACUACAACCAGAUGUACUACGAGGUUUAUUCCAAAAUUACCCAAUACUUAGCCUACAAAAAAUACAGUGCGCUGGAAUAAGUGUUACUGCCUCCCCCCUUAUCAACUUAUUUAUUUUUAGCACAUAAGCAAAACGCUCGGACAGGCCGAUUUUUAAAAUAAUCAUAGAUUAUAGCAUCAAUGUUUCGAACUUUACGCGAUCCCUCUUCAGAUGACAGUAAUAACUUUGAUUUUUUUAAAUGGGAAAAUAUAUCAUGUGACACCUCAUUUAAAAGCUUUUGCAAUACUGAUUACAAAAAUGUAUAAUACUUUUUAAGAUCGUAGGCGCAACAUUUCGGCCGAGUGCUUUUUAAAUCCAUUAAUUUUUUUCGAAUCCUGAGAAAACUAAUAAGUAUUUUUGAAAAAUUUAAACGCAGAAAGAAAGAUUACAGUAUUGCCGAGGGCUGAAAGUCCCGGAAAACUUCUAUAUCGAUGUUUAUUUUAGUAAGUUACAGGGGUGAAAAGGAAGAGAAAAUUAAGUGAGAUUUUUAAUUUCAAAUAUAUUAUUCAAAAGAAACUUUUUCUUUAUUCCAAGGGACUUUCGGCCCUCGCUAAUAAUGUAGUCUUUCAUUCUGCGUUUAAAUUUUUCAAAAAUACUUAUUAGUUUUCUCAGGAUUCGUAAAAAAUCAAAGUAUUUAAAAGGCAUUCGACGAAAUUUUGCGCAUGCGCUGUUAAAAAGUAUUAAAGUAGGUACAUAUUAUAGAUUUUUGUAAUCAGUAUUUCAAAAGCCAAGUAAAUGAGGUGUCACAUGAUGUACUUUCUCAUUUAAACAAAUCAAAGUUAUGACUGUCACCUGAAUAGGGAUCGUGUAAAGUUCGAAACAUAUAUGCUAAAAUAAAUAAGUUAAUAGGGGGAGUAACACUUAUUCCAACACACUGUAUAUGUUUCUUGUAUUUGAUAAAUUAUUAUUACUUGCUGUUUACAUCUGUUCUAUUUUUACUGUUAUUUAAACAAUAAUUGUUUCAUUGUAUUUAUUAUCAAUAUGAUAAAUUCUAUAAAAUUACAUUAUAUCAGUUGUACAACUUAUUCGUUAUUGUGUUGUUAACAAACGUGUUCGGUAUGAGGCACUAUUUAGCCUCCUAUUUGUCUUUUGGGGCCAUUUUAAUGUGUUGUGUGUAUUUACUAAUCGUAUUUUACUGUUUCUUGACCAUCCCAGUUAAAAUGUUAAUCUUUAACCGUUUUCGGUUGUAAGAAAUUAUGAGUACAAUGUUAAGAUACGUAGAUAGUCUUGUUUUAUUUAAAGAAAAUAAGGUAACUAUAUAGAAUGGGGGGCAUGAUAAAUAUGCGAAAUUUGUUUGAACUGAGCCGUAAAUAUAAGAAGAGACAAAAAUUUAAAUCUUUUUUAUGGCGGAACUUACUCUUUUUUACUUACAUAAACGAACUUGUUAUUUUCACAAGAAACUAUAUUUUGUAUAAUUGUGUCAACACUGCUAAUAUUUCUGUAGCUCGCAUAUUUGAGACAUUCCGUUGAUAAUGAAUUCUACUUCAGUAACUGAAGCAGAAUUCAUAAAUAUACAUUUUAAUUUGGUAAAUCAUGCCUCCUUAUUUUAUACCAGUACCCAAUAUAACGAUCGAAUACAAUAAUAAUGUUUUAUUCUCCAUAUAAAUCUUAUAUUGAUUAAGAUAACCUGUUGUUAACAAUUCGCAGUAGUUUGUUGGUUUUAAGAAGCCUGUACAUAAUAUUUUCGUGGUUGUCUCAAAUUUGUUCAUAAUUAUAUAGACACUUUACUUUUAAAAAAAUUGAAUUUAGACCAGUUUUAAGACUAUUGAAGUAUUGAACAAUUUUUGAUAAUGUCCUCUCUACCGUCUCUUUAAAUAAAUAUUAGUUUUACUUCUCCUUCACUCGGUUAUUAUAGCUAUAGAAUAGCCUGUAGGUUGUAUUACAAAGUUAUCACGGAAUUAUCAUUAAAAAUGUUCAGUUUAACAUCAAACACACUCUUUCGACUACUACCGUAAAAUGGGGUGAAUAGGAACGGUUUUCAACUUUAAACUGAAAAAAAUGGCAGUAACACAUGUUGCAAACAUAAAACUUAUGCAUUGUUAUUUGGGUAUUACUUUCCUGUUUUGAUAUUUAAAUGUUAAAAAAUUUUAAAGUUAAUACUUUAAUCACAAGAAAAAUCAAAACCUGGUGUUCCUAUUCACCCCACCAAGAGGGGUGAAUGGGAACACCUGUAAAAACUAUUGUCUUCCUAUUUGUACAUUUUUAGGGUCAAUAGAAAGAGGUAAAAAGUGUCUAAGGUGUAAAGUAACAUAAACAUAUAAAUAUAAAGUUUGUAUUGUUGGAAAAAUAUAUUGUUGAAAAGAAAAAUAUUUUUUAAACUCUGAUUUGGCAUUUUUCUCUGAAAGACUAUUUCUUUAAUAGUCUAAGAAACUUGUCUUUAGCUAUUGUGUAUUCAUUCCUGCCUGGUCCUGUUUUGUGUGUGUGUGUGUGUGUGUGUGUGUGUGUGUGUGUGUGUGUGUGUGUGUGUGUGUGUGUGUGUGUGUGUGUGUGUGGAGAGAAAGAGAUGGCAUUAGACAAAGAGUCUUUUUGCCACAGAAUUUUGUUAUAAAUAUGUUUAAAUUUUUAUCUUAGAAUCAUUUAUAAACUUAAGAUAUUAAAUAUAGAUUUGUCAGAAUAAGAUAAAACAUUGCUGAUGUUAACUGGAAGGCUAAUGUUAAGGUUGGUCCUGUUUUCCAUUCCUCAACUAUUUUGCGUCACAUAAUCUUCAUGGGUCUUGUUGCGUCUUGACAUACAUUUAAACUUUUUGGACAGCAGUUCUGAUGAUUGCAGAAAACCGUAUAAAUAUUUAUUUCAAAUUUACGGAAUCCACAUUUGGUCCUCCGAGCCGGAUGCUGAUAAUUAGUGCUCAUAAUAGUUGGAAAAAUUGUGCUCAUUAAUACCACGCGUGGUUGAGAACCCUGUUAGAAGUUUGUUUUGGAUUGGAGACAAUAGCUAACCGCUAGAAACACGUUUUGCAAGGUAUGGUUCUUUCUAUUCUCUUUGUUUUGAUCAAUAUAAUAUGUAUAAUUUGUCGUUAGAUGAGAUGUUGUUUCGUUUGGUCUUACUCUAUGGAGAUAUUAGAUAAAAAAAGUAAUUUCUAAUGUAUAGGGUGAAUGGCAACACGGUAAAUAUUAUGUUCCUAUUCACCCCACAUAUCUCAAAUUCAUGACGUGAACAGUAAUACUUAUUGUUAACAAAAAAAGUUAACAGAUAAAUCAAAAUACAAUCAUUUUAUAUCGUUAUAAAGGUUAGAAUAAACAAAAAAAAGAGUACUCUUCAAUCUAUUUUGACAGAGAUUUUGUACUUACUGAGAAAGUUUUUUAAGAUGAGAAAAACCUCAAAAUUAACGACUUUGUUUUCACGCCGAGAACAUAGGAACCAGUGACGCCAACAACACAAACCUAAAUUUCUUAACGCCAUAUCACGUUAGCCAACUUGAAAAAAAUUAAAUAGCCCAACGAAAGUAAUAUAUGUUUAGGAAGAUUAUUGUUAUUGGUUAGUGAAGUUUUGUUCCUAUUCACCCCAUUUUACGAUGCUUAAAAUGCUUAAAAUUUUGACAGAUGAUGUACGCUGGAUGACAGCUAAAGAACAAUUCUCUUUCCGGUAACGCCAUCUGUCGAAGCCUAGAGUAAUGUCAUACAUCUGUCGUAUAAAGAUUGUCACGCACGGGGAGCUAAACCACUAAACUAUAAUAUAUAUUAUAUAUUUAUUUGCGCAGCAUGCCCCGAACGUAUCCUAAACUUACC